Messenger RNA from Ascochyta rabiei, 1476 nucleotides. RefSeq lists its product as uncharacterized. The record is from RefSeq and is a predicted model, not a curated record. Bases 1 to 1476 code for a protein of 491 amino acids. NCBI's taxonomy places the organism in Eukaryota, Fungi, Ascomycota, Dothideomycetes, Pleosporales, Didymellaceae. The transcript has 2 exons.
AUGGCCUACCAGGUAUCUCCCGCUAUCUACCCAGCUUACACUCCCGUGGCUCCUCCCGCUUACACGCCUGUUCCGCCUCCUGUUUAUCCUACCUACACUCCUGGCUACGGUGCUAGCUCCAUCAAUUCCUCCGAGUCCAAGGUGCCUCACACUACCACCGCCUACGUCACUUCUGCGACGACUUUGACUUCCUAUGUCACCGCUCACCACAGCUCCUCUGCGGUUCCCGAAAAGUGCGAGACCGACAUUUUUGGCGCGGUGAAGAAGCUUCCCGAGUGUGUCCAAAGCGUGGUCUUGGAGUGCAUCUCUGGCAGCAAGUGCAGCCCUUGCGACUUCAGCUGCAUCUGCACCGACCUCCACACUCUGGACAUUGCCUCCAAGGUCAGCAAGGCCUGCACGAAGGAGGAGUACGAGGCCUACAUUGCCCAUGAGAAGAGCACUUGCGACGCUCCCAAGCCGUACCCCACCACGAUCAUUGUCACUCCUACUCCCGGUUAUCCCGUCACUGCCCCCGGUUAUCCCGUCACUGCUCAAGGUUACCCAAUCAAGAACACUACCGAGGAGCUGACCACCUACACCACCACCACCAUCUGCCCUGUCACCACCAACUACGGCGGCAAGGUUGUAACCACCCAGACGACCAGCACCAUCACUAUCACCUCUUGCAAGGCCGGCUGCACUGCACCUCCUGCGCCUCCCGGCCCUCCUGCGCCUCCCGGCCCUCCUGCUCCCCCGGCUCCUUACCCUAAGGGCAACAGCACCACAACCGUGACCUCUAUUGACAAGAUCACAUCCACUGUCCGUGUCCCCGGAAGCACUCCUGUCGCUCCUCCAGCCGGCCCCUCAGCUCCUCCCGCCGGUCCUCCCGCCGGUCCUCCUGCCGGUCCUCCUGCCGCUCCUCCUGCCGCUCCUCCUGCCGCUCCUCCUGCCGCUCCUCCUGCCGCUCCUCCUGCCGCUCCUCCCGCCGGUCCUCCUGCCGGUCCUCCUGCCGGUCCUCCUGCCGGUCCUCCUGCCGGUCCUCCUGCGGGCCCCUCAGCUCCUCCCGCCGGCCCCUCAGCUCCUCCCGCCGCUCCUCCUGCCGCUCCUCCUGCCGGCCCCUCAGCUCCUCCCGCUGCUCCUCCUGCUGCCCCUCCUGCCGCUCCUCCUGCUGCUCCUCCUGCUGCUCCUCCCGCUGCUCCUCCUGCCGGCCCCUCAGCUCCUCCCGCUGCUCCUCCUGCUGCCCCUCCUGCUGCCCCUCCUGCCGCUCCUCCUGCCGGCCCCUCAGCUCCUCCUGCCGCUCCUCCUGCCGGCCCCUCAGCUCCUCCCGCUGCUCCUCCUGCCGCUCCUCCUGCUGGCACAUCCGCCAAGUCCGGCAGCACACCCAGCGCGACCUCGCCAGGUAUUCCCGAGUACACCGGCGCUGCCGCCGCCAACGCGCCUGUCGUCCUUCUUGCCGGAGCCGUUGGUGUUAUGGGAUGGAUCUUCGCUGAGAUGUAA